UACUCGCAGAAUGAAGGGAUUCGGUCUUUUGCUCUUGGUGACGGUGGUUGCGGCGGAACUACCGCCGUACCCUCCAAGCGGUUGGAAACCCGCAGGUCAAAGGUUGCAGCUUCCCAUCAGAGGAAGACCUCUGAGGCAGCAGGAACUUCCCGUUCCGCACACGGUUUACGGUGCACCCUCAACCCAAGCUCCAGUUCCUCACACCGUUUAUGGACCACCGUCCACGGAGGCCCCAAGCACCGAACCAACGUUCCAAUACGGACCGCCAGCAAACGAGUACGGAGCUCCGGUGCAACCGGAAAUCGAAACGGCUGUAGAACCGGAAGAUGCCUACGGUCAACCCGAUAACGAAUACGGAAGUCCUCAGCAACCCGGAAAUGAGUACGGUGGUCCUCAACAACCCGGAAAUGAGUAUGGUGGUCCUCAGCAACCUGGAAAUGAGUACGGCGGUCCUCAACAACCUGGAAACGAAGAGGAAGGAAGCGGAACUUUACCUUUAGAUCCGGGCGCGACCGAAACCGUCAGGCAGAACCAGUUCAUCCAGCAGCUUCCUCACUACAAACCGUCCAACUUCAAGGCUCCGGAAAGGCUGCGACAGGGCAACCGCAACAAUCAAAGACCUCAGAACUUCCAGCAGCAGCAGAGACCGCAGAACGUGAGGCAGCAGGUACCACAGAAUGUGAGGCAACAAGUUCCGCAGAAUGUGAGGCAGCAGAACGCUCGUCCCAAACCCCAGAGGUUGACCACCAACGUGCAGAUCACCAAGCAACCGAUCCGUUACGUGCAGACCGACUACAAGACCAUCAGCGAGCAGGAUUACAAGAGGAUUCCGUCCAGGAUUCAGCAGGCUCCGAAGAGCGCCAACUUCAACGCUCAACGUUUGCCCAACAGAGCCGCCGCUCCUCAAUUCCAGAGGCAGCAACAGUUGUACACGACGACGACGACGACCACAACCACCCAAAGACCGACAACCACCGCCAGGAAGAUCAAGAGGACCAGGAAACCCAGCACCCAGGAGGAAAUAGAUUUUGUCCCGAACAUAGCUGUUUCCACCGCCGUCGCCGCUGAAUACUACGUUCUUCAGGACGAUGGAAACGUGCAGAAGGUAGCUUACACCAACAAGGAUGGACAGAUCGAAGGAGAAAUCACCUCCAAUUUACGCUACGAAGACAUCGAUCCCGUCAACCCAAUCUACUCGAUCAACGAAAACAACCAGCUCAUCAGAAUCAACAAAUAACUCUGCACAAUACCAAA
Molecule: messenger RNA, 1254 nt
Organism: Nicrophorus vespilloides
Lineage: Eukaryota; Metazoa; Arthropoda; Insecta; Coleoptera; Silphidae
Product: basic salivary proline-rich protein 1-like
Exons: 3
Coding region: 11-1237 (408 amino acids)
Source: RefSeq, a predicted model, not a curated record